This is a messenger RNA of Thunnus maccoyii (southern bluefin tuna), 979 nucleotides long. RefSeq names its product CDGSH iron-sulfur domain-containing protein 3, mitochondrial-like. The coding region runs from base 180 to 569 and encodes 129 amino acids. Gene Ontology annotation, molecular function: 2 iron, 2 sulfur cluster binding. The transcript has 3 exons. NCBI's taxonomy places the organism in Eukaryota, Metazoa, Chordata, Actinopteri, Scombriformes, Scombridae. Gene Ontology annotation, cellular component: intracellular membrane-bounded organelle. The record is from RefSeq and is a predicted model, not a curated record.
CUGAUCGCUGUUAGGUUGUGACGGUCAGAUCCUGCACUGCUUUUCCACAGUGUUUGUGUUUUCUUUCACUGACCUAUUUGUUAUUUUCUGCGGCUGUGACGUCAAAGCGGAUUUUCUCUGAACCACGUCACGGUUACGUCAUGUUGUGUGGAUGACCGCGGGUCUGUUAUUGUGGAAACAUGAAUACGCUGGUGACCAAACUAGACCACAAAUGGAUCAGUUUAACUUUCAGACAACCUUGGAUAACCACUAUGGUAGCUCUCAAGGUCCAUCUCUCCACACUUCCACCAGAACCUGUCAUCCCCUCUAAGAAGCCUUUCAAAGUGGAGCUUGUUGGUGGAAAGCGUUACUCGUGGUGCACCUGUGGACACAGCAAGAAACAGCCUUUCUGCGAUGGAGCACACAAAACCAAAGCCCAGGGCCUGUUCCCACUACGCUUUGUCCCAGAAAAAGACACCACAGUUUGGUUGUGUGGAUGCAAGUACACAAACAACCCGCCCUACUGUGAUGGCACGCACAAACAGGACUUCAUCGUGUCUGCCCCGCUACAUCAACACACUGACUCUUAAACAAGGAGGAUUAUUGCAGAGUGAUUUCUGUUUGACUGAGAGACAAACAGACAGACCUCAGUCCUGAUCUUGGAAAGUAAACCUGCGCUCUGGUUGUAGAGGCAGAGCAUAAACAUCGGUGUUGCAGUCAUGUUUUUGUAGAUCAUGAAAGCAACACACACAACAUGACCAUGAAGUGUUUAAAUCUUGUGUGUUGACAAUAUUUCAUCUGUGCUUGACAGAGGAGAGAGUAGAAGUAAAAAGUCCUUAACCUCAGUCCUCCUCCUAUAAAAGACAGAGAGUGUUGCUUUAACAGUAGGGAUGGGUGAUAUGAUUUACUGUAAGAUGAUAGAAAUUAGUCCACUGGUAGAGAUUUUGCUUUGCCAUUAUACUGUAGUAUCUGUCUCUUUUAAUAAAUGGUUGUAAUUUCA